This is a messenger RNA of Symbiodinium necroappetens, 501 nucleotides long. NCBI's taxonomy places the organism in Eukaryota, Dinophyceae, Suessiales, Symbiodiniaceae. The record is from the annotation of a GenBank genome assembly.
AUGUUGCAGGGCUUCGCCGGACAAGCUUCCCGCUCUAAGCCGGUGAUCUGGCUGCGCUUGCGGAACCGUGCGUCACCGGCUUUUCUGCACCCACCUUCGAUGGCCGCGACCACAAGCAUGGCUCGACGGCGGCUCACGGGGCACUCGCCGCAGGAGGGUCUUUCGUUUGGCAUGGUUGCUGACAUGUCCCUGGCACGCCUCGCGGAGCUCAGCACCCAGGGCGCCGAGACCCCAGAGAGCGCUGCAGCUCAUUAUGGUGUCGAGCACUGCCACGAAUCCAUCGCACAGGAGCCUGUCAACCUCACGCGUGCGCUCGCAUCCAUGGAGCAUUCGACAGAGGGCAUGAGAGAGUCUGCUGGUGCCGGCGUGCGCAAGAUUGAAAGCCGACUCUUGACAUGCAUCGCGCGCCCCGACCGCACACCUGUAAUUACCCAUCUGUUUCUUGCCGUGAAAGCCUCGUCCUUGCCAUGGCAGCGCCGCCUGCAAGAGGGGAGGCGGUGA